Molecule: messenger RNA, 1246 nt
Organism: Clarias gariepinus (North African catfish)
Lineage: Eukaryota; Metazoa; Chordata; Actinopteri; Siluriformes; Clariidae
Product: patr class I histocompatibility antigen, B-1 alpha chain-like
Exons: 6
Coding region: 33-1226 (397 amino acids)
Biological process (GO): immune response
Cellular component (GO): external side of plasma membrane
Source: RefSeq, a predicted model, not a curated record
CUACAAAUUCUGAGAAACUUCAGGCACUGAUUAUGCAAGAACGGGCUGCGAUCAGUCAGGAUGUGGUACAGAAGGUGACUAACAGCAUCCCAGGACAAAUCACAGAGGUUUGGAAAGAGAAGGACACACACUCUCUGCGGAUCCUCUACAUCGCCGUCACACCCGGACACGCUGGUUUCCCAGAGUUCAUGGCUGUGGGUCUGCUGGACGGAGAGCAGUUUAUGUCCUACUGCAGCAGCAACCGUACGCUGAUCCCAAAGGACUGGAUAAAGAAGAUUGAGCGUGAACCUUCUUGGGAGAGUGAGACUCAGAGCAUGGAGAACAACGAGGAUGAUUUUAAGAACACAUUCACAACAGCAAUAAAAGAGUUUAAUAACAGUAAAGGUAUUCAUACACUACAGAAGCUGUUCGGCUGUGAGCUGAAUGAUAACGGCACCACUAAAGGAUAUAAUCAAUACGCUUAUGAUGGAGAAGAUUUCAUCAGUCUGGAUCUCAGAACUGGAAUGUGGGCUGCUGCUAAACCUCAAGCUGUGAUCAUCAUACAGAAGUGGAAGGAUACACAUUACGGGAAACACCAGAAGCACUACAUGGAGAACGGGUGUAUUGACUUCCUGAAGCUGUUAAAGGUUCAUGGCAGAGAGACUCUGGAACUAAAAGUUCGUCCUGAGGUGUUAGUGUUCCAUAGACACUUGUCUCCUUCUCCAGAGGUGGUGUGUCACGCUACAGGUUUCUUCCCCAAAGCACUAAACAUCACCUGGCAGAAGGACGGAGAGGACGUGCAUGAGGACGUGGAGCUCAGAGAGACGUUACCCAACCAGGAUGGAAGCUUCCAGAAGAGAAGCAUUCUGAAAGUCCCAGCUGAGGAGCUGCAGAAACACACCUACACCUGCGUGGUUCAGCACAGCAGCUUGGAGAAGGAGUUAGUGCGAGAAGUACCAAAAGGUGGAAGAUCAGAUGGACAAUCAGAAGGAGGAUCAGGUGGAGCACAAAUUCCUAUCAUCGCUGCUGUAGUCGGGUCUCUCGUUGCUCUCGUCGCCAUUGUUGUUGGAAUUGUAGUCUGGAAGAAGAAGUACUGUGGUGGAAGGAGGAAGGAGGCAGAUGUGAAGUAUUCACAGAACGGGUCGUGUAUCAUCGGUAGUUCAAGCUUUAGACCUGUUCCACAAAACGGCACUGACAUCCCUGAAGGAGAUUCUUCCUGCAAGUAUGACUGUGUGUCUUCCUGCUGAACUGAGAGAGUAAGACAUGU